This is a messenger RNA of Cuscuta epithymum, 1345 nucleotides long. The record is from the annotation of a GenBank genome assembly. NCBI's taxonomy places the organism in Eukaryota, Viridiplantae, Streptophyta, Magnoliopsida, Solanales, Convolvulaceae.
CCAAAACAAAAAACAUCCUUAUUCUACCCGCACAAGCCACAUUACCCCGCCCGCGACUUCGACUGGCUGCAGUGUUGUACUUGCUGCCGCAUUUGUUUCCGGAAAGAUACAGGCGUGGCGGCGGCGGCGGCGUUUCUUACCGUCUGCUGGGAAGCAGAAAUAGGGUAAGAGCGAAUUGUUGUUAUAAGGACGGGAACAGAAAUCGCUACUACAUGGAUGCGGGCGGGCUUGACUCCGAGGGGCGUGAUUUCAGAAAUGCAGAGGAGAUGUGGAGAGAAGUAGCGGGAGAUGAUGGAAGCAAAUCUCAGUGGUACAGUUCUGCCAUUCGUUAUUGGGAGAAUGUGGAAGCAACCGUCGAUGGAGUGCUGGGCGGGUAUGGGAAUGUGAAUGAUGCGGACGUAGCCGCAAGUAAUGAAUUUCUAACUACCAUUUUGGCCGAAAGGUUUCCAGCUCAGAGGGACGCUGCAAGCCCGGCUUCCCGCAUUGUAGCUCUAGAUUGUGGCUCUGGAAUUGGAAGGGUCACCAAGAAUGUGCUUAUAAGGCAUUUUAAUGAGGUUGACCUCCUUGAGCCCGUGCCACAUUUUUUGGAGGCUGCUCGUGCGAGUUUGGCUCCUGAAAAUUUAACUGCGCCUGGGAUGAACAGAGUUGCCAAUUUUUUCUGUAUUCCACUUCAGGACUUCACUCCUGAGGCAGGAAGAUAUGAUGUUAUAUGGGUUCAGUGGUGUAUUAACCAACUUUUUGAUGAUGACUUCAUUGCAUUUUUCAAGAGAGCAAGGAUUGGCCUUAAACCUGGUGGUCUUUUUGUAUUAAAGGAAAACAUUGCGAAAGGAGACCCUGUAUUGGACAACACAGAUAAGAGCAUCACCAGGUCGGAUAAACGUUUCAAGGAGCUCUUCGAUCAAUGCGGACUUUUUCUUUACAAGACGAAGGAUCAAAAGGGGUUCCCUGUUGAAUUAUUUGCUGUAAAGAUGUAUGCAUUGACAACAGAGAUGCCCAAACCGAGACGAUCAUUUGACAACAGACGCAAAUCUAAAAGGCUGUCUAAUCAACCUGCCAUCAUCAAGGAGGAAAUAUGAUCUCUGGUCUCGGGAUUUCUGCUUGAUAUGUGGAGCCAGGCAAUUUUUGAGCAGUUUCAAGUUACUUUUUCCUCUUCCCUCUUUGCCUAAACGCUUUGAUUUACUGUGUCUGACUUCGCACCCAGCUUAAGACUAUAAAAUUAUGAGGGUGAUAUUUUUUCUUUUUAAAUGAAAUAAUUGUUAGAAAAAUGUGUGAAAAAUUGCAUUAAAUGGCUAUUUUGGGGCAAUUUUUUGAAUGGGGUCCACUUCCGAUUUGGGUGGGUUCAAAG